UGCCCGCAAUCUCACAGAUAUUGUGCCAAGAAGAAAAAAGUCUGACACCUUCAUGCUUGUCUGACUAUCUUGUGUACUUCUGUCUGACUUUCUUACAUGCAUGUGUAUGUAUUUUAUGCGUGUGCACGAAGGCUCCUUCUAGGGCGAGCAGCCACGUCACUCGUGAAUACCACAACUGAGAUAACGACCGAUACGUCGUUAAUUGCACAUAUGGAGACACAGGGGAACCUCUGAUACUGUUCUUUCAGCUCUGUAUCCAAUAGCCCAUUAUACCAAAACUGCCAUUCCAGUUGCCAUGGCGUCCACCGCAAUUCUCAACAUGAGUGAAGUAGCACACUACGAGCCUGCUAUGUUUGCAACAUUCUCUCCAACAGCUAAGCAUGAUAUCCACACGGACUUACAGUAUGUCAAGGUAUCCAAAGCAGGAGAAGCUCUCGGCCCGUCUACUUGGGGCAAAACGGACUUUGAAGAGGACCGCGAAGAGCUCGUACCAGUUGUAGUCCAAGAUAUUCGUGGGUUAGAGAACCAAUACACUCUUGACACUCACGGCUUCCAGCUCGUCAAACACAAAUCCUCCAUGAGCAAACAAGACUUUGCAGAAGGGAACAAGAUUGAAAACAUGUACUAUGCCGAAACGGCCGAGGUGGUGAAGCGAGUUACCAACGCCUCUUAUGUUCGUGUCAUUCAUCACGUUCUUCGAAAUUCUUCGUCUCCCGAUCCAGAUUGUCUCAGUCUUACUCGCCCUCUAUACAAAGUCCAUGUGGAUUCAACACCUGCUCGUGUGGAAAGCACCAUCCGCCUAUUUGAGCCAGGUAAUGCUGACUCUCUGCUCAAAAAACGCUAUGCUCUGAUCAAUGUGUGGCGACCCCUUAAGCGCUGCUUCAAAGAUCCGCUUGCAUACUGUGACGGCUCGACGGUGCCGGAGAAUGAAUUCGUGGUACGGGAGCUUGUUAUGCCAAAUGGCGAGGGGAGAAAAGCAAACACGGCUGUUGCCAAGAAUGAAUCUCACAAGUGGCACUACUUGUACGCCAUGGAGGACAGCGAGAUUGUGCUUGUCAAGUGCUGGGAUCAAAAAGAAGGUGUGGUGAAACGUUGUCCUCAUUCUGCGGUCAGAGACCCGGCGAUGGAGGCGAUGGAGGACAGAGAGAGUGUUGAAGUAAGGUGUCUGGUUUUCUGGGAUUGAGUCUUUGACAAACAUCCAAUUGGCUUGCCAGCGUUGGCUGCCUAAUUUUAAGGAUUUCAAGAGUACUUUAUUGGAUGAGCAAACAAUCGUAGCAUGAAUUAUAUGAAAAUGCGCCCUUCGCUACGAGAAAGCAUAAUCCACAG
Messenger RNA from Mollisia scopiformis, 1326 nucleotides. RefSeq lists its product as uncharacterized. The transcript has 3 exons. Gene Ontology annotation, molecular function: oxidoreductase activity. Bases 296 to 1183 code for a protein of 295 amino acids. The record is from RefSeq and is a predicted model, not a curated record. Lineage: Eukaryota; Fungi; Ascomycota; Leotiomycetes; Helotiales; Mollisiaceae.